Molecule: messenger RNA, 1838 nt
Organism: Prosopis cineraria
Lineage: Eukaryota; Viridiplantae; Streptophyta; Magnoliopsida; Fabales; Fabaceae
Product: 4-hydroxybenzoate geranyltransferase 2-like
Biological process (GO): ubiquinone biosynthetic process
Cellular component (GO): mitochondrial inner membrane
Molecular function (GO): prenyltransferase activity
Source: RefSeq, a predicted model, not a curated record
GAAGAGAGUUACUAGAGGGUUGACAUAUGUGGACUUUUGCACCCAUUGCGGUUGAUUUAUCAGAAUGAUUCCCUUUGAUAUGGGCUCCUUGAGAUAGUUUGCUCUGGAGCUAGUAGCAGCAAGGCAAAUCCAAAUUGUUGCUUGCAAACGAAUAAUGGCUUCUGUUUUGGUCUCUCGUUUUUCACGUAGAUCUAUUAAAUCUUGUCUCCCUUCUUCUGGCCCUUCAGUGUCUCUGUGCCGCUCUAUAUUUGAUCCUUCAGUCCCCAUUCAAUCAUCUGUUUAUCUAAUUCCUUCUCUGAAUCCUUGCCUUUCAAAUCUUCCAUUCAGGCAAUCCCUCCCUCAGAUUUUUCAUUUUGAAUUCUGUAAAAGUAUUAGAUUUCACCCAGAUUUCCAUUCUGUUGCACACAUUUCUACGUCUUCUGGUGUUGGAGGGGAUUCUAAGGAACGCAAGAGUUUAAGUGGUAAUGAAAGUGACGUGAGAUUUCCAGCAGCCAACCUCUCUUGGAUUGAUUUAUACCUUCCGAGGCGGGUUCAGCCCUAUGCUCGACUUGCUCGGCUUGACAAGCCAAUUGGAACAUGGUUGCUUUUAUGGCCUUGUAUGUGGUCAAUUACCUUGGCAGCAACUCCAGGGCAUCUUCCUGAUUUUAAAAUGUUGGCACUGUUUGGAUGUGGUGCAUUGCUUUUAAGGGGUGCUGGUUGUACUAUUAAUGAUCUUCUUGAUCGGGAUAUUGAUACAAAGGUAGAGCGUACAAAGGUCAGACCAGUUGCAAGUGGUCUUUUGACACCAUUUCAAGGACUCUGUUUUCUUGGUUUUCAAUUGCUUUUGGGUCUUGGGAUUCUUCUACAACUAAAUAAUUAUAGUCGUGUCUUGGGAGCUUCAUCUUUGUUGCUUGUCUUCUCCUAUCCUCUCAUGAAGAGGUUUACAUUUUGGCCUCAAGCCUUUCUUGGGUUGACCUUUAACUGGGGGGCUCUAUUGGGAUGGGCUGCAGUUAUGGGAAGCCUGAAUCCAGCUAUUGUGCUUCCACUUUAUGCCUCUGGAUUUUUCUGGACUCUUGUGUAUGAUACAAUAUAUGCUCAUCAGGAUAAAGAAGAUGAUGUGAAAGUGGGAGUUAAAUCAACAGCUUUGCUCUUUGGUGAGUCAACAAAGCAGUGGGUUUCUGGGUUUGGCAUCGCAUGCAUUGGUAGUCUUGCCUUGAGUGGAUUUAAUGCUGAGAUUGGCUGGCCUUAUUAUCCAUUUCUGGGAGCUGCAUCCGGACACCUAGCCUGGCAAAUUUGGACAGUUGACCUUUCAUCACGUUCUGUUUGCAACAAUAAAUUUGUCUCAAAUAAGUGGUUUGGAGCCAUUAUAUUUGGUGGAAUCCUUGCUGGCAAGCUUGCAUCAUAGCGGGUUAUUAAGUUCUCAGACUCAGUUCAUCACGACCAAGCUUCAUUUAAUGGAGAUGAAGAAAAAGGGUUGGAAUUUCACUCUGAUGGAAAACAGGAUUUCUUAUUGUUUGCCCAGUUCAAUAAUGACUUGGCAUUUGAUAGCGUUGACGAGCUAGACAGUUUACAUGACGUGACUUCAAUCUUUGUCCAUGGCAUCAUGAGGGGGGGAAAAAAAGAUUCUUUUUUCAUACAAAAAGGGGGGGGGGGGGAAUAUUUGUAAUGUCUGUUGUGUCACAGCUAUAAUCAUCUAAACUGUGACCAUCUAUCUUUGUAUUAUUCCUUUUGAGUGUCAGUUUUCAUCCCUUACACUGGGCUUCUACCAAACGGCAGAGAAAGAUUAUUCACUUUAUAGAAAAACAAUAUAUAUAUAUAUAUAUUUAUAAGAGAAACGGUAUUGAUGUUUCUUUUGAAAA